This is a messenger RNA of Scheffersomyces amazonensis, 1463 nucleotides long. RefSeq names its product aldo/keto reductase. The transcript has a single exon. The coding region runs from base 243 to 1301 and encodes 352 amino acids. Lineage: Eukaryota; Fungi; Ascomycota; Pichiomycetes; Serinales; Debaryomycetaceae. The record is from RefSeq and is a predicted model, not a curated record.
UAAUUACCUGUUUGCUUUACUUUACCUUCCAUUACCCCAUAAUAUGUAGUUUGAAAUGUAGUUGUGUACGGGGAAGAUACUCUUUUUAGAAUAAAUUGGGGAGGAUCCAGUGAAAAUUAACUAGUUAAUAUUCUCCAAGUCCUAGUAUAUAAAUAGGGGGAUUUUUCACUGUAUUAAUAGUUUCAUUAUGGUAAAUUAGGCAGAAGUACUAAAACGAAAUAAUCGGUUAAUUUAAAAUAAAGAUGUCAGAUACUGUAGGUGAAAUUCCACAUGUAAAAUUAGGUGACUCGGGGUUAUCAGUCUCUAGAGUAAUUGCAGGUUGUAUGUCAUAUGGUGACAAAAAAUGGUCUCAAUGGGUGCUUGAAGAUGAAGAGAAGAUUAUGAAAAUUUUAAAGAAAUGUUAUGAUGUUGGUAUUAGAACUUACGAUACAGCAGAUAUCUAUUCUAAUGGUAAAUCAGAAAUUUUAUUGGGUAAGUUCCUUAAAAAGUAUAAUAUCAAAAGAGAUAGGGUUGUUAUUUUAACAAAGUUAUUUAAUCCUGUUGAUGAUACAAACUAUGGAUUCAGACUUCAAACCUCUGGCUUACCAGAAUAUGAAUAUCUCAAUUCUAAAGGAUUAUCAAGAAAGCAUGUUUUUGAUGCCGUUAAAGAUUCAGUUAGAAGAUUGGGUACUUACAUUGAUGUUCUUCAAAUUCACAGAUUAGAUAGAACAACUCCUAUGCAUGAAAUAAUGAAAGCAUUGAAUGAUGUUAUAUUAUCAGGACAAGUAAGAUACAUUGGAGCUUCAUCUAUGAAAGCAGUUGAAUUUGCUCAACUUCAAUUUAUUGCUGAUAAAAAUGGAUGGUUCAAGUUUAUUAGUAUGCAAAACUAUUACAACUUACUUUACCGUGAAGAAGAACGUGAAAUGAAUUAUUUCUGUCAAGAAAAUAUCCUUGGUAAGGUUGGUUUGAUUCCAUGGUCACCAAUUGCAAUGGGUGUUUUAGCUAGACCAUUAAAUACGGAAUCUCAAAAUAAUAGAACUGCAAAGACGGAGUCUGGAAUCACUCAUUUAAGAUUGGGAAAUUUAUCAGGCGGAGAUGCAGAAAUUGUCAAGAGAGUUGAAGAAUUGGCCAAGAAACAUGGAGUUAGUAUGGCAAUUAUUUCAACUGCUUGGGUUAUAAGUAAGGGUACUUGUCCAAUUGUUGGUCUCAAUUCUGAAGAAAGAGUAGAAGAAAUUGUAAAAGCUACACUUUUCAAAUUAACACCAGAAGAGAUCAAGUAUUUAGAAGAGCCUUAUGAUGCUAAAGGAUUUACAAUUUUUUAAUUCGUUAUGUAGUGCUAUUUUUCAUUAAUAUAUGUAAGUUUUUGACUUCUAAGCAUUGAUCUUUAACGAAUUUUUAGUAAUGGAUUGGUAAACAAUUCGUAUCAUUGAGCCACUAACAGCACUCCGUAUCAUUGAGCUACUAACAGCACUCCGUAUCCUUUU